AUGACUUGUGACUUGCUAGGAUUCACUUUGAGUCCAUAUAAUUUACUCCAUUGGUACAUAGUUGCCAAGUCAUUAUUAGAGGCAACCACAGCAGAGGAUAGAUACGUUCAGAUUGAGAAAAAACGAAAAAUAAUAGUCAUGAAUUCUCUAAAUACAAUCGAUUAUCUAACAAAUGAAACCUUUAAUGGGUCAGUUGCAGAAAACGCCACCUCUUUCUCAUUAGGUCCACAAAGAGAUUCCUUGUGGUUAGUUAUCCCAAUAACAAUAAUAUAUUCUCUUAUUUUCGUUACGGGGUUGUUUGGAAAUAUAAUAACAUGUACCGUAAUCAUUCGCAACAAAAGUAUGCAUACAGCUACUAAUUACUAUUUAUUUAGUUUGGCAAUAUCAGAUCUCCUACUGUUGGUUAGUGGUAUGCCACAAGAGAUGUACUUUAUUUGGACAAAAUCGUCUUAUAUCUUUGGAUCUGUUUUUUGUAUUUUCCGCGGCUUAGCGGCCGAAACCGUUACGAACGCAAGCGUUCUGACAAUCACCUUAUUUACAGUCGAAAGAUACUUAGCAAUUUGUCAUCCUUUUGCAUCGCAAAAAAUGUCCAAAUUAUCGAGAGCGAUAAAACAUAUUCUAAUAAUGUGGGUCGUGUCAUUUAUCCUAGCUUUACCUCAAGCGCUGGAAUUCGGGAUUACAAGAAAAUCAGGUGAAGACAUGUGCCUGCCUACGAAAGAUAUUAUGGAACACUCUUUCGAGAUCUCUCUUAUCUUUUUCUUUUUUGCUCCAAUGGUGUUAAUAACUAUAUUAUACUCCCUCAUAGCACGGAGAUUGAACAGAUCGUAUGUAAACGAUGAAGAAGAGAACUCAUCAAAAAAAAAUUCAUUGAACUCAUCCAUUAAUACGAAAAAAAUGCAUCGCAAAAAUAGCGUGCAAUCUACAAAAAGGGUUAUAUAUAUGUUAAUUGCAGUUGUAAUAGCAUUUUUUAUUUGUUGGCUGCCAUUCCACGCACAACGAUUAGUGGCGAAAUACGGAACCACAGAAGUCUCAUAUAACUUCUUGACUUAUUUUUCAGGAGUUUUUUACUAUAUGUCUACUUGUAUUAAUCCUAUAUUGUACCACCUCAUGUCUAAUAAAUUUAAGGAUGCCUUCAAGAAUACAAUAAGGCAAUUCUGCUGUAUAAACGUAGAACGCGCUCCAACUCAGCAGUGCUCAUACACUACAGUUCCUAUGUCGAGAAACAGAAACCGCUUCGAAGGAUCACAAAGAGGUAUAUUACUUUUGGAUUUAGAAACGCAUUCCUUUAUUUUAAUUGAUACUGUACAGUACUAUCCACCGAUUAACAGUCAUGGAAUUUGGCGGGUUAAGAAGUCCUAA
Molecule: messenger RNA, 1359 nt
Organism: Melitaea cinxia (Glanville fritillary)
Lineage: Eukaryota; Metazoa; Arthropoda; Insecta; Lepidoptera; Nymphalidae
Gene: Dhr-1
Product: pyrokinin-1 receptor-like
Exons: 4
Coding region: 1-1359 (452 amino acids)
Biological process (GO): neuropeptide signaling pathway
Cellular component (GO): plasma membrane
Molecular function (GO): neuromedin U receptor activity
Source: RefSeq, a predicted model, not a curated record